CAAACUCGUACUAUUUUGUGUGCAAAAAUGAAACUCCUGCUGCUGGUCGCGCUGGUGGGCUCGGUGCUGGCCGAGGAGCCGAUCGGGCUCUACUACCACGAGAACGUGGGCAUCCCUCUGGCGGCCGCCAUCAAGAGGAGCGAGGAGGCGGGCGACUUCGAUGGAUCCAGGAUCGUCGGCGGAUCGGCCGCAUCCCUCGGCGACCACCCUCACUUGGGUGGAUUAUUGAUCACUCUGCAAUCCGGCGGUACCUCUGUGUGCGGUUCCUCUCUCCUCUCCAACACCAGAGCAGUCACCGCCGCCCACUGCUGGUUCGACGGCCGUCAGAACGCGAGACAGUUGACCAUCGUGCUGGGCUCCCUCCGCCUGUUCUCCGGCGGUACCCGCAUCACAACCUCCUCCGUCUCCGUUCACGCCAACUACAGUCCCAACAACUUGAACAACGACAUCGCCAUCAUCAACCUGAGCUGGGUUACCUACAGCAACAACAUCCAACCGGUCAGGCUGCCCACUGGCUUGACCAACAACAACUUCGUAGGCAGUUGGGCUUGGGCGGCUGGUUUCGGACGCACAUCUGACAGCACUGGAAUCUCCAACAACCAGUUCUUGAGCCACGUGCAGCUGCAGGUCAUCACCAACGCGGUGUGCGCCUCCACCUACGGCACCAGCGUCGUGGUCAGCUCCACGCUGUGUGUGAGCGGCGCUGGCGGACGCAGCACCUGCGGCGGUGACUCUGGCGGUCCUCUGUGGCUGUGGAACAACAACGAGCGCACACUGAUCGGUGUGGUGUCGUUCGGCUCGGCGUCCGGUUGCCAGCGUGGCUUCCCCGCCGGUUUCGCCCGUGUCACGUCCUUCCUGUCCUGGAUCCAAGCUAGAUUGUAAAUGUGUCCGCCUAUUUAUGCUAUUCAUUUUAUUGAUUAAACAUUAAAGUAAUUACAGCGGUCUAAAAA
Galleria mellonella (greater wax moth) is the source of this 950-nucleotide messenger RNA. Its product is annotated as collagenase-like. Lineage: Eukaryota; Metazoa; Arthropoda; Insecta; Lepidoptera; Pyralidae. Gene Ontology annotation, biological process: proteolysis. The record is from RefSeq and is a predicted model, not a curated record. The transcript has 5 exons. The coding region runs from base 28 to 882 and encodes 284 amino acids. Gene Ontology annotation, molecular function: serine-type endopeptidase activity.